AUGGCGGCGACGAUAGCUGUUUUCUCCGGUGGUCUGAAAGUGAAGGCUGGAGUUCUCGCCGUCCAAUUCUCAUCGAUUCCUCUCCGCCGCGAACUCCCUCGGUACUUCUCUUCUUCGGUAGCGACAAUUUCGUCAUCUCUUCGAGUCUCCGCGGUUUACAACCAUUAUCAGCGUCAUCGAAGCUCUUGGCCUCGAGUUACUACUUUCUGCUCGGCGGCUCCCGAUGCAGGUACGACGGUUUCAGCGGAGGAAUCGGAGAAGAAGACCGAAUCGUCCCAGGAGGUUAAGGAGGAGAAUGUGAAGGAGACGGCGAAUCUGUUAGACAUAAAAGUAGGACGAAUUGUGAAAGCUUGGCAACACGAGGAAGCUGAUUCUCUCUAUGUGGAAGAAAUAGACGUCGGCGAAGCUGAGCCUAGAAUCAUCUGCAGUGGUCUCGUCAAAUACGUCCCUCUCGAUCUCCUCCAGGGUGCAUCAGUUGUGGUGCUGGCUAAUCUGAAGCCAAGAAACAUGAGAGGAGUCAAGUCAUGUGGAAUGCUUCUGUGUGCGUCUGACUCGGCUCAUGAGAAUGUUGAGCCUUUGGUUCCACCAGAAGGCUCUGUUCCUGGAGACAGAGUUUGGUUUGGUAACGAAGAAGAUCUGGAGCAGCUUCCUGAGCCAGCACCUCCUAAUAAGGUUGGCAAGAAGAAGAUUUGGGAAUCGGUGCAACCGCAUUUGAAGACUGAUGCUUCUGGAGUUUCGAUGCUCAAGGAGCACUUGAUGCGGACGUCUUCUGGUCUUGUUACUUCCAAAACUUUAAGAAAUGCCAACAUUUCUUAA
This is a messenger RNA of Microthlaspi erraticum, 816 nucleotides long. Lineage: Eukaryota; Viridiplantae; Streptophyta; Magnoliopsida; Brassicales; Brassicaceae. The record is from the annotation of a GenBank genome assembly.